Molecule: messenger RNA, 1122 nt
Organism: Phanerochaete carnosa HHB-10118-sp
Lineage: Eukaryota; Fungi; Basidiomycota; Agaricomycetes; Polyporales; Phanerochaetaceae
Exons: 2
Coding region: 1-1122 (373 amino acids)
Molecular function (GO): protein binding
Source: RefSeq, a predicted model, not a curated record
AUGACUCAGCCCGAGGGUGAAACUUCGAGGGGUCCGGGACCCCGCCUUCCCACUGAACUCUACAGGCAUAUCUUUCAGUAUGUCUCCUCCAAGCGGGACCUCUGCAAUCUGAGCGUCUUGUCCCGCGGCCUUCAGAACGAGGCUGAGUUCUUUAUCUACCACUCCGUCGAUUCUUCUCGUCGAGCACAUACCGAAUAUCUCUGCGACCUCAUUACGUCUUCGCCACACAGACACACGCUCGUUCGUUCGCUGAGUAUCUCCAACGAUGACGCGGGCGCCCGCGUUUCCGAGGCGAAGGACCGCGAAUAUUGGGAGCGCAUCGCACGGCUUCUGCACGACCUGCCGUACCUCGAGGAGCUCAAGAUCCACGACAAUAUGUCUGUCCCGACGGGGAACAAGAACGCUUGGGUGCUGUUGCGCGGCACGUUUUCGCUUCGCCACUUUGACUCCGACUUUGUCUUUGAUGAGAGCCUGCUUGAGUUCCUAUGCUCCCAGCGGUCACUAGAACGGCUGUACUGGAUAGAGAGCUUCUCGGACGACGACUCUGCGCGCGCUAUUGCCGACAUGGACAUCGUUGGGCCACACUCCGGCUCGAAGCUUGCACCCUCGGUUUCCGUCCUGAAUACGAACAGCCCGCGCUUUGCUCUGAAAUGCAUGUCCGCCGCGAUAUUGAGCCAUCUCUGGAUUUGCGGGCCGUGCGCCUACGAAGACGACGGCUGGAUGAACUAUGUUGCGCAGUUUGUGGAAAGCGGCGGUGCGAAGAGCCUGAAGUCGUUACGCAUGAACCUGCCGUAUCGGAAAUCAACCCUCGUUUCGGUGCUUGGUGCGCUUGUCAAGGGAGCGCCGGAGCUGCGCUCGUUGGGAUUUGUGCCCAUCUUCAACGCAUCUGACCGCGACCUCAUCGAUGUUCUCUCGCAAUUCAAGCACCUCCAUUCGCUAAUUACCUGGAAUGUCAUUGGCCGAGAAACAUCCCGCGCCGUCGCUCAAGCUUGUCCCUCGCUUCGCCUUGUCGCCGGCUUGCAUUACUCAUAUUCUCACGAGUACGUUAUUUUCCCUGUUAAUCCCUUAGGCACCCCAAGACCGCUGCACGACCCCGAAUACUUGUUGUGGAGAGGCGUCUAG